CAACCUGGGCUUUUGCCAUCCAAGCUGCCCGUUUGUCCAACGUUCAAAACGCCAGGGACAAAAUGCAAGUUACCGGCAGGUUUGACCGAGUAACAGGCAGGCUCUGUAACUCUGUAAACUUCCUGUUAUUACUGACAGGUAACAGAAGUCGUUAGCCAAACAUUACUAAUUUAGCAUUGCGGAUGAACGUUAGUCGAGUGUUCCUAACAAGUAUUCCUAACAAUAACGCUUAUGAGACGUUUUUUUUUCUUUUUCUUUUUUUUCUGAAACUUCACAAUAACAGGUCGCUAACGUGUCGUCAACGCGGGGAAAACACGACUAGUUAAACACAGUGUUGACCGAGCGGACGCCUCAGUCGGUAUCCUUAGACGAACCCCUGUGCUCUGGAUGAAUGAGAGGAAUCACGCUUCGGCGUCAACUUCAGUUCCUGCGAAUCCUGAAAAGGAAAAAUGCCAAACAGCCAUUCAAAACGUUGCGAGUCCUGAAGCAUACAUCAAGCACCCACUACAAAACAAGUGGGCUCUUUGGUUUUUCAAGAAUGACAAAAGCAAGACAUGGCAAGCCAACCUUCGUCUCAUCUCUAAAUUUGACACGGUGGAAGACUUCUGGGCAUUAUACAAUCACAUUCAGCUAUCAAGUAACUUGAUGUCUGGCUGUGACUACUCACUGUUUAAGGAUGGAAUUGAGCCCAUGUGGGAAGACGAAAGGAACCGACGAGGUGGCCGCUGGCUGAUAACUCUGUCCAAACAGCAACGCAAAUCAGACCUAGACCGGUUCUGGUUGGAGACGCUCUUGUGUCUUGUGGGUGAAGCUUUUGAUGACUACAGUGAUGAUGUGUGUGGAGCUGUCAUCAAUGUCCGAGCCAAAGGAGACAAAAUAGCAAUAUGGACCACAGACUACGAAAACAAAGAGGCCAUCACACACAUAGGGCGUGUGUAUAAAGAGAGAUUAGGCGUUCCGCCGAAAGUGAUCAUUGGAUACCAGUCACACGCUGACACAGCCACAAAGAGUGGUUCGACAACCAAGAACAAGUUUGUCGCCUGAGGACCGUUACCCAGAAUCAUCAAGCGUACUUUUUUCCUAUUACCAGCGUAGAUUUUCUGUAAUUUUUCCAUGAAUGUAACUGGUAUGUUUAUCCACCAACAAAAAUUUGAAGUGGAGAUAAAUUGU
Messenger RNA from Xiphias gladius (swordfish), 1170 nucleotides. Its product is annotated as eukaryotic translation initiation factor 4E-1A-like. Gene Ontology annotation, molecular function: translation initiation factor activity; RNA 7-methylguanosine cap binding. The coding region runs from base 388 to 1044 and encodes 218 amino acids. The transcript has 7 exons. The record is from RefSeq and is a predicted model, not a curated record. Gene Ontology annotation, biological process: translational initiation. Gene Ontology annotation, cellular component: cytoplasm; eukaryotic translation initiation factor 4F complex. Lineage: Eukaryota; Metazoa; Chordata; Actinopteri; Istiophoriformes; Xiphiidae.